Molecule: messenger RNA, 901 nt
Organism: Papilio polytes (common Mormon)
Lineage: Eukaryota; Metazoa; Arthropoda; Insecta; Lepidoptera; Papilionidae
Exons: 6
Coding region: 174-833 (219 amino acids)
Molecular function (GO): arylformamidase activity
Source: RefSeq, a predicted model, not a curated record
UUCGCAACAUCAGAGGUACUACAGAUACGUGGCGCCCGCCUUUGAGGAAUUUGUGGUCUCGCUUCUUGAAGGCUUAGUUUCCACCUUCAGUAUAACACCGAGGAAACCGCAGCUGUACAUCGGUGACAUGCUGAUGCUGUCUUACAAUAGAGGGUAAAUUUGAUAACAAGCAUAUGGAUGAAGAACUAUCUAUUAUAGAUGUGUUUGAUCUGACCACUCCAACCACUUGGAAGGAUCUUAUGGAUUACUAUGGUGCUAUUGAGAAACAUUGGAGAAUAUGCGUCAACUGCGGCAUCCCUACAUUAGGCACGGCCAUACACCUGGAGCACGCGGGCACUACAGGGUCCAUGCAACCGGCCGUCAUACCAACAGAAUAUCUACUCACACGAUUAGAGAUAGUGGACUUAACGUCACACAUCAAGUCGCAGCAGGCGGCAGUCAUAACUCUGGAUAUGGCAUUGCAGUGGUCAGCUCUCAAACACGACCCGAGGGAACCUACACUCAUACUGUUCAAGUUCGGCUGGAAGCGAUCCAUCACUUACAAGAGACGAUGCGUUUGUAAAAUACCCGGUCUAAGUUACGAGUUAGCGGAGUGGAUAGCGGCCAACAUGAGCCACGUGGUGGGGGUCGCGACUGACGCUCAGCGUGGCUGCAUGGCAAUAGCUAUGCCAUUGAAGAUGCUGAGUGCAAACUACGUGCCCACACGUCUUACGGCGUUCUGUCCCUCGCAGAAGACGGACCAGCACGUGGCUAUCGCCCUCAAGAAGUCUACAUACACUACGCAGAUCGUCGAGAGCAGAGUCUACGAUGUUCACUUAGAUGAAUUGAUUUAAAAUUAAAGUAAAUGAUUCUAACAUACUGAUUACAUCCGCAAUUUAUUAUGCAUUUUAUCAUUAAAGUA